AUGGCUACCAUCCGGGUGGAGGAGCGGCUACCAUCCGGUGAGAUGGCUAAAUAUCCGGUGAGAUGGCUACCAUCCGGUGAAAUGGCUACUUUCAUCCG
Mesorhabditis belari is the source of this 98-nucleotide messenger RNA. NCBI's taxonomy places the organism in Eukaryota, Metazoa, Nematoda, Chromadorea, Rhabditida, Rhabditidae. The record is from the annotation of a GenBank genome assembly.